Molecule: messenger RNA, 934 nt
Organism: Phacochoerus africanus (Common warthog)
Lineage: Eukaryota; Metazoa; Chordata; Mammalia; Artiodactyla; Suidae
Gene: THYN1
Product: thymocyte nuclear protein 1
Exons: 7
Coding region: 98-781 (227 amino acids)
Cellular component (GO): nucleus
Source: RefSeq, a predicted model, not a curated record
GGCGCGCUCUGCGCAGUGGCGAUGCUGACGUAGGAAACGCCCCGCCCUGCGCGGGAGCCCUCGGGGACGGCGGUGCUUUCGGCCCGCGGGGGACGCCAUGGCGCGAGCUCGGAAGAGGCUGGCGGGUGCCGCUGGGCCAGACAAGAAGGGGCCAGAAGGAAAACGGACUAAAACAAAGAACGAGUGUGAGGCAUCUGCUAAAGUGGAGAACUCCGGCCUCCAGGAGACUUCAGAAGCCUCUGAAGACUGUGGGAAGAAUCUCAGCAGAUACUGGCUGAUGAAGUCAGAGCCAGAAAGCCGACUGGAGAAAGGUGUAGACGUGAAGUUCAGCAUUGAGGAUCUCAAAGCACAGCCCAAGCAGACAACAUGCUGGGAUGGUGUCCGCAACUACCAGGCCCGGAACUUCCUCAGAGCCAUGAAGCUGGAGGAAGACGCCUUCUUCUACCAUAGCAACUGCAGAAAGCCAGGCAUCGCAGGGCUUAUGAAGAUUGUGAAGGAGGCUUACCCAGACCACACACAGUUUGAGAAGAACAGUCCCCAUUAUGAUCCAUCCAGCAAAGAAGACAAUCCAAAAUGGUCCAUGGUGGACGUACAGUUUGUUCGGAUGAUGAAGCGUUUCAUUCCCCUGGCUGAGCUCAAAACCCAUCACCAAGCUCAUAGAGCCACUGGUGGUCCCUUAAAAAACAUGGUUCUCUUCACUCGCCAGAGACUCUCUGUCCAACCCCUGACCCGAGAGGAGUUUGACUUUAUUUUGAGCCUGGAGGAAAAGGAACCAAGUUAACUGAGAUGCUGCUGCUAGAAUAGGCAAGACGCUGCUCUAGAGAUGUCCAGCUGCCACAAGAUAAGCAGGCGUGGGGAGCGUGCUUGUUAUGUUCACCCGGGGUUGUAUGCCGAGGUGGGGUUUGAGUACUUUGAAUAAAACAUGAAUAUCAAA